AUGGAGCAGUCCAAGUACAGAGAGGAGUCUAAUCAGCUCAGCCUGCGCGGUCCUUGCUCCCGCUCCCCGGUGCAGAACAUACCACCGCUGCCCAGAGAUGGGCUUGGAGGCUGGGCACGUUUGUCAGAGGUCCUCCUUGGAAGUGCAGAGGGGGUUCCUUUGCGUGCCGGCCUGCGGACUGAAGUAGAGCUUCAUUCGAGUAGCAGAGCUACUACUUCCCUGCAGGAAAGGCUGCUGGUGCCGGCGCGGCAGCUGGUGUCGUGGGGCGCGGCGGGGGCCAUGGUGUUCGGCGGCGUGGUGCCCUACGUGCCCCAGUACAGAGACAUCCGUCGGACGCAGAACGCGGAGGGCUUUUCCACCUACGUCUGCCUGGUGUUACUGGUCGCAAACAUUUUGCGGAUACUCUUCUGGUUUGGAAGGCGUUUUGAAUCCCCUCUUUUGUGGCAAAGCAUUAUCAUGAUCAUUACUAUGUUACUGAUGCUGAAACUGUGCACUGAAGUACGUGUGUCCAACGAGCUAAACAUAAAACGCCGCUCUUUUGCAGCUGCAGAUAGUAAGGAUGAAGAAAUCAAAGCACCUCCCAAGAGAUCCUAUCUGGAUUUUGACUUGAACUAUUUUUGGCAUUGGAGCAAGUUUACAGACUACGUGCAGUGCGUCCUGACCUUCACCGGUGUGACUGGUUACGUGACUUACCUCUGGCUUGACUCAACUCUGUUUGUGGAAACGCUGGGCUUCCUUGCAGUGUUCACCGAGGCUAUGUUAGGCGUUCCCCAGCUCUACCGUAACUACCAGAAUAGGUCUACAGAAGGAAUGAGUGUCAAGAUGGUGCUGAUGUGGACCAGUGGAGACACAUUCAAGACUGUUUACUUCAUCUUGAAUCAGGCCCCUUUCCAGUUCUCCAUCUGUGGACUCCUGCAGGUUUUUGUGGACAUUGCCAUCCUGUUGCAGGUUUACUUGUACAGUUACUACCCUCAGAAGCCUGUGUCCCACACUGCACACCCAGCCAGCACCAAGGCCCUGUGA
Molecule: messenger RNA, 1023 nt
Organism: Nipponia nippon (crested ibis)
Lineage: Eukaryota; Metazoa; Chordata; Aves; Pelecaniformes; Threskiornithidae
Source: RefSeq, a predicted model, not a curated record